AUGCCAUUCUCACAUCACAGUCAUUCGGGCCAAGUCUGCCCCGGUCAUGCUCAAAAUUCCUUGGAAGAUGUGGUCCGAACUGCCUUCAUCUUCUGCUUGACUGAGCAUAUGCCCCGCGACAAAGAAGUUUUCUAUCCUAAAGAAGUUGAAUUCGGCGAUACAGAGGCCAGCCACGAAACAAAUGAAAUCAAAAUUAUCAUCGGGUUCAAGAUUUAUUGGAUUCGUCCUGCCUCAAAAGACCUUAUCGGCUCAAUCCACCACAUGCACACUAUGCCUAUCGACUAUGACCGGCCUAUGUAUGAGCAGGCCCGAGGGCUAGCUAGAGGUACUAACGAGCGUCUAUUCAAGGACUAUUUUGAUGCUUAG
Penicillium canescens is the source of this 366-nucleotide messenger RNA. Its product is annotated as histidinol-phosphatase. NCBI's taxonomy places the organism in Eukaryota, Fungi, Ascomycota, Eurotiomycetes, Eurotiales, Aspergillaceae. Gene Ontology annotation, biological process: L-histidine biosynthetic process. The record is from RefSeq and is a predicted model, not a curated record. Gene Ontology annotation, molecular function: histidinol-phosphatase activity. The transcript has 4 exons. Bases 1 to 366 code for a protein of 121 amino acids. Gene Ontology annotation, cellular component: cytoplasm.